UGCUUCUACCGUAUUCUCAUCGAGUUCACUUUAAGUUUGUCUCACCUCGAGCUGGGCACAGUUUCAAAUAAACAUUCAAUGCGAGCACAACAACAAAACAUGAAGCUCUUUGCCCUGCUCCCCGUGCUCCUGGGCAUUCUGACAAUUGGUCAAACUAACGCAGCUGCAGGCUCCUCUCAUCUGCUAUGCUACUACGAUGGCGCCAGUUUCAUCAGGGAAGGGCUUUCCAAGCUUACUCUUAACGAUUUGGAGCCGGCAAUGCAGUUUUGCACACACUUGAUCUACGGUUAUGCUGGCAUAAAUCCCAGCAGCAAUAAACUUGUUAGUACCAACGAAAAACUCGAUCUGGAUCUAGGCAGCAGCCUGUACCGCUCUGUGACUGGUCUAAAGAAGAAGUACCCAGCGUUGAAAGUUCUUCUUAGCGUUGGUGGCGACAAAGAUGUUACCGACGAGGAAAGCUCGAAGUAUCUGACACUGCUGGAGAGCAGCAACGCUCGCAUUCCAUUCAUCAAUAGCGCCCACUCACUGGUUAAGACCUAUGGCUUUGACGGUCUUGAUCUGGCCUGGCAGUUCCCUAAGAACAAACCCAAGAAGGUGCACAGCGGCAUUGGCACAUUCUGGAAAGGCUUCAAGAAGAUCUUUUCCGGCGAUCAUGUAGUCGAUGAAAAGGCUGAGGAGCACAAGGAGGAAUUUACGGCACUGGUGCGUGAGUUGAAAAACGCUUUCCGACCGGAUGGAUAUCUGCUGGGCCUUAGUGUACUGCCCAAUGUGAACUCAUCACUGUUCUAUGAUGUGCCCGCUUUGAUCAACAAUCUGGAUUAUGUCAAUCUACACGCCUAUGACUUUCAGACCCCCGUGCGUAAUCCAGAGGUAGCUGAUUUCCCGGCGCCUAUCUACGAGCUAAACGAGCGCAACCCCGAGCAUAACAUAAACUUCCAAGUGCAGUACUGGCUGAACAACCAUGCGCCCGCCUCGAAAAUCAAUGUAGGCAUCCCUACAUACGGACGCGUCUGGAAGCUUACAAAAGAUUCCGGCCUGACUGGCCUACCGCCUGUAUCCGAUGCCGAUAAUGUCGGCCCCGCUGGUGUUCAAACUCAAACUGCUGGCUUUUACAGCUGGCCAGAGGUAUGUGCCAAGCUACCCAACCAAGCCAACCAACAUCUUAAAGGCGCUGAUGGACCACUCCGUAAAGUGGGCGAUCCCACUAAGCGAUUUGGAAGCUACGCUUACCGCUCAGCCGACGACAAGGAUGAAAAUGGGCUAUGGGUAGGAUAUGAGGAUCCCGAUACAGCAGCUAUCAAGGCCUCCUACGUAAAGAGCAAGGGACUGGGAGGCGUAGCCCUUGUUGACCUCAGUUUUGAUGACUUCCGCGGUGGCUGCACUGGCAACGAAAAGUACCCUAUUCUACGCGCCAUCAAGUAUAAGCUAUAAGCGGUCACAUUCCCCCAAAUAUGUAACCCGUUUUUAUGACUUCGAUUAUAUGUAUCUGUUUUUAUUCUGACUAAUCCAUAAUAAACCUAUGUACCCAUGUACAAUCGUUGACACA
This is a messenger RNA of Drosophila novamexicana, 1546 nucleotides long. It is a transcript of the gene Idgf4, whose product is annotated as chitinase-like protein Idgf4. Gene Ontology annotation, molecular function: chitin binding. Gene Ontology annotation, cellular component: extracellular region. The transcript is spliced from 4 exons. The record is from RefSeq and is a predicted model, not a curated record. NCBI's taxonomy places the organism in Eukaryota, Metazoa, Arthropoda, Insecta, Diptera, Drosophilidae. The coding region runs from base 79 to 1431 and encodes 450 amino acids. Gene Ontology annotation, biological process: chitin catabolic process; carbohydrate metabolic process.